Molecule: messenger RNA, 1128 nt
Organism: Caenorhabditis remanei
Lineage: Eukaryota; Metazoa; Nematoda; Chromadorea; Rhabditida; Rhabditidae
Exons: 4
Coding region: 1-1128 (375 amino acids)
Biological process (GO): peptidyl-serine phosphorylation; signal transduction
Cellular component (GO): nucleus; cytoplasm
Molecular function (GO): protein serine/threonine kinase activity; ATP binding
Source: RefSeq, a predicted model, not a curated record
AUGGGAGACUUGAUCCAAUUGAAUGUCGGUCAAAAAGUGAAAAAAUGGAAAAUCGACAAGAAGCUUGGAGAAGGCGCAUUUGGAGCCGUCUACAAAUGUUCGAAUCCAAAAGGAGACUUGUUCGCUUUGAAAGUUGAGGGGAAAGAUGAGAAGAUUCAGUUGUUGAAGAUGGAAGUUUAUGUGUUGAAUGAGUUGAAAAAGGCGGGUGGACGUCAUUUCUGUAACAUUGAAGACAAGGGACAAGUGGACAAUUUCAAUUAUGUUGUCAUGACAUUUGUCGGAUUGUCGUUGGCUGAUUUGAGAGCAAAUGCACCGACUAAGAAGUUUUCGAUGGGAACCGCCAUUUCCGUAGGCCGCCAAUCUCUUGAAGCUCUCGAAGAUAUGCAUAACAUUGGUUAUCUUCAUCGUGACGUCAAACCUGGAAACUACACAAUUGGUCGGGCUGAAGUGAAUGAGCUCCGCAAAGUUUAUGUUCUCGAUUUCGGAAUGGCUCGUAAGUUUGCUCACGAGGAUGGAACUAUCAAGAAGCCACGGAAUGUAGCUGGAUUCCGAGGAACUGUGAAGUAUGCUCCAGUCAGUUGUCAUGCUGGAAGAGAACUUUGUAGACAGGAUGAUUGUGAAACUUGGAUUUAUAUGCUGGUCGAAAUCACGAAAGGAUCUCUUCCAUGGCGUAACAUGACUGAAAUUGGACAAGUCGGACAAGAGAAACGAGCUAUUCGAACUGACCCGAUCGUUAAGAAGAAAAUGUUUGGAGGAUGUCCCCGUGAAUAUCUUGAAAUCCUUGAAACCAUUGACAAGGGAAAAUUCUUCGAUGAACCGAACUACGAAAGAAUGUAUUAUUUGUUGAGAGAGGCGAUGAAGAAUACGGGAUCAACUGAGUAUCCAUACGACUGGGAAGAAUAUUUGAAUAAGAAAAUGAAAGAAGAGCAAGAAAAGAAAAAGAAUGGAGUUUUGGAGCAAACUCAGAAGGUUAUUAAGAAGAAGGAAGUUGAGUUGGAAGCUGGAAAAUCAUUGAAAGAAGUCAAGGAACCAAAGGAGAAGAAGGAAGAGAAAAAGGAAGAAGAGAAGCCGAAAGAAGAGAAGAAAGUGGAGAGAUAUGAAGAUGAUAAGAAAGAGGAAUUGUAUUGA